AUGGCCAGUGGUAGCAAAGAGGAUGUGCAGGUCAUCCAGGAUGGCGCGAGCACACCUGAGCUACACGACCUGGAAAAAGCUCCCGCUAAUGUGCAGAUGCGCCCUAUGACCGAUGUCGAGAUCCUGCAGCGGUCAUGGUCUAAAAAGGCCAUGAUAAUCGCCUUUGCCGGUCUUUUCGCAACCUCGUUCGUCUGUUCGUUCGUCAAGUACUCUACCAAAGUCUACGAUGCCUACGCCACGAGCGCCUUCUCCAAGCAUUCCGCCCUCACGACCGCCAACAUCGUGUACACCAUCACCUCUUUGGUGACGUACCCCAUCAUGGCCAAGCUUUCCAACGUGUUUGGCCGGCCGCAGGGUUUCUUCUUCGCCAUCUUCUUCAUGACCCUUUCCAUGGUCUUGUACGCUGCCUGCCAAGACAUUGGAACGUAUAUUGCCGGAGGUAUCUUCGAAUCUAUCGGCGAUACCGGCUUCACCAUCAUGCAGCAAAUCUUCAUCGCGGACACAACCAGCCUCAUCAACCGUGGCUUCUGGGCCUCCCUACCAGAGUCCCUGGCGCUGGGGUUACGGCAUGUGGGCCAUUAUCCUCCCCUUCGCCGCCGCGCCCUCAUCGUCACCAUGUACGUCCUGCAGCGGCGUGCCACGAAGAACGGCUUCAUCCGCAAGAGCAUCUGGACCGGCGAGACGGCCGCGCUGCCGCUUCACAAGCGCAUCAUCAGGCUCGUCUGGAUCGAUCUCGAUAUCGUGGGUGCCGUGCUCAUGGUCAUCGGGCUCGGCCUCGCCCUGAUCCCGCUGUCCCUGACCGGCUCCAAGAACAGCCAACGGUGGAAGGAGGGUUCCACGAUCGCCAUGCUUGUCGUUGGCAUUGUUGUGCUCUGCGUUUUCCUGGUAUGGGAUACUAGAUUCGCCAAGACUCCGUUUGUACCGUUCCGCAUGAUUCGCGAGAAGACCGUUAUCGCCGCCUGCCUGCUUUCGCUUCUCGACUUUUUCCACUACUCCACCUUUACUCUCUUCUUCCCCAGCUAUCUUCAAGUCGUCGGAGGGUAUUCGCCCGGUCACGCCAGUCGCAUAGACAACGCCCUGCGCGUAUCCUUCCAGAUUGCUUCGGUCCUCGUGGGCCUGUUGAUGAAGUUCACGAAAAGGUCCCACAUGUUCGUCUUGAUUGGCGUUCCCCUCGUGGUUCUCGGCCAGGGUCUUCAAAUUUACUUCGUCAACAAGAACGGUGACGGUCCCGCCAGCGAGGUGUGCUUCAUCACCGCCAAGACCCUCGUCGGUGUCGGUCGCGCUUUUUACCAAACUGCCGCGCAGGUGUCCAUCCAGGCCAUCGUCGAUCGUGAGGACGUACCCGUCGUCACUGGCGUGUACUACGCUGCUAUGAGCGUCGGAGGUGCCAUUGGAACCAGUGUCGGAGGUGCCAUUUGGAACAGCCUUCUACCAUCUAAACUCUCGCAAUACCUCCCCGACUCCACUAAGAGCAUGGCGCAGGCCAUUUACAAGUCCAUCGCCUACCGCGAGACCCAGCAGAAGCUCGCCAUCGCCGCCACCGCCGGCCUAGCCCCGAUGAUUUUCAUCAUGUUUGCCAUGAAGAACGUCGACCUCGCCAAGGCGCAGGAGGAAAAGGACCUUGCGGAGGGCUCGGUGCAUGAACACCAGGAUGAGGCCGCAAAGAAGUCGUGCGAAGACUCCAAGCCGUAG
Parascedosporium putredinis is the source of this 1692-nucleotide messenger RNA. The record is from the annotation of a GenBank genome assembly. Lineage: Eukaryota; Fungi; Ascomycota; Sordariomycetes; Microascales; Microascaceae.